AUGUCUACAAGCUACCUGCCACAACCACAACAGGUGACAGUUGUCUACAAGCUGCCUGUCACAACCACAACAGGGAACAGAUGUCUACAAGCUGCCUGUCACAACCACAACAGGGAACAGAUGUCUACAAGUUGCCUGCCACAACCACAACAGGUGACAGUUGUCUACAAGCUGCCUGCCACAACCACAACAGGUAACAAUUGUCUACAAAGCUGCCUGGCCACAACAGGUGACAGUUGUCUACAAGCUGCCUGCCACAACCACAACAGGGAACAGUUGUCUACAAGCUGCCUCUCACAACAGGGAACAGUUGUCUACAAGCUGCCUGCCACAACAGGGAACAGUUGUCUACAAGCUGUCUGCCACAACAGGGAACAGUUGUCUACAAGCUGCCUGCCACAACCACAACAGGGAACAGUUGUCUACAAGCUGCCUGCCACAACCACAACCGGGAACAGUUGUCUACAAGCUGCCACCAUAACAGGGAACAGUUGUCUACAAGCUGCCUGCCACAACAGGAACAGUUGUCUACAAGCUUCCUGCCACAACAGGGAACAGUUGUCUACAAGCUGCCUGCCACAACAGGGAACAGUUGUCUACAAGCUGCCUGCUACAACAGGGAACAGUUGUCUACAAGCUGCGUGCUACAACAGGGAACAGUUGUCUACAAGCUGCCUGCCACAACAGGGAACAGUUGUCUACAAGCUGCCUGCUACAACAGGGAACAGUUGUCUACAAGCUGCCUGCCACAACUACAACAGGACUUCAGGAAUCCUAGACUCCAGAACUCCCAGACUACAGGGCUCCAGGAAUCCUAGACUCCAGAACUACAGGGCUCCCAGACUAAAGGACUUCCAGACUACAGGACUCCCAGACUACAAAGCUCCAGGACUCCCAGGCUCCAGGAUUCCCAGACCAGAGGGCUCUCAGACUACAGGGCUCCAGGACUCCCAGGUUCCAGGACUCCCAGGCUCCAGGACUUUCAGACUACAGGGCUCCCAGACUAUAGGACUCUUAGAUCACAGGGCUCCCAGACUACAGGCUCCAGGACUUCCAGGCUCCAGGACUCCAGGCUCCAGGACUCUAGACUCAGGCAGAUACAGGGCUCCAGGACUCCCAGGCUCCAGGACUCCCAGGCUCCAGGACCCCAGGCUCAAGGACCCCAGACUACAAGGAUCCAGGACUCCCAGACUACAGGGCUCCAGGAAUCACAGGCUCCAGAACUUCCAGACUACAGGGCUCCAGGAAUCACAGGCUCCAGGACUCCCCAGACUACAGGGCUCCAGGAAUCACAGGCUCCAGAACUUCCAGACUACAGGGCUCCAGGAAUCGCAGGCUCUAGGACUCCCAGACUACAGGACUCCCAGGCUCAAGGAUCUCCAGACUACAAAGCUCCAGGACUCCCAAACUACAAAGCUCCAGGACUCCCAAAUUACAAAGCUCCAGGACUCCCAAACUACAGGGCUCCAAGACAAACAGGCUACAGGGCUCCAGGAAUCACAGGCUCCAGAACUUCCAGACUACAGGGCUCCAGACUCCCAGGCCGCAGGGCUCCAGGACUCUCAGACUUCCAGGCUUCAGGGCUCCCAGAUUAUAGGGUUCCCAGACUACAGGACUCCCAGACUACAGGACUACAAGAUUAUAGGGCUCCAGGACACCCAGACUACCAAGCUCCAGGGCUCCCGGGUUCUAUGUAUCUGUCACUAA
Molecule: messenger RNA, 1707 nt
Organism: Homarus americanus (American lobster)
Lineage: Eukaryota; Metazoa; Arthropoda; Malacostraca; Decapoda; Nephropidae
Exons: 4
Coding region: 1-1707 (568 amino acids)
Source: RefSeq, a predicted model, not a curated record